AUGUCUAUCUCUGCUCUCGACUCUCGAAUUUUCCGGAACCUCUUUGGCACAGAAGAGGUCCGUGAAAUCUUCACAGAUGAAGCGUAUGCAAAGUUCCUUGUACAAACCGAAGCCGCUCUGGCUCGGGCAGAGUCCAAAGUCAAUGCUAUUCCAGCAGACGUCGGCGAUGCGAUCACCUCAGUUCUUGGUAAUAUCGAACUUGACUUUGACAGGCUGUCGCGAGAAACAGAAAUUGUCGGAUAUCCUGUUCUACCUUUGGUGAUGCAGUUGGUGGAGAACACUCCUGAAGACCUGGCGAAAUAUAUCCAUUGGGGUGCCACCACGCAAGAUGUCAUGGACAAUGCCAGCAUGCUUCAGAUCAAAAGAGGCUUGGACUUGGUUAAACGAGACCUGAACAAACUCAUUGAUAUUUUGCAAGUAAUGGCUGAAAAAUACCGUGAUACUCCAAUGGCCGGCCGUACGCACUUGCAACAUGCCCUACCUUGCACCUUUGGCUACAAGUGUGCCGUCUAUCUAUCCAGUAUCCUGAGACACCGAGACCGGCUUCGUCAAAUCGAACGUCGAUGCCUCUUAGUACAAUUUGGUGGUGCAGCGGGUACUCUGGCUUCCCUAGGGAGUGACCGGACCGGGAUUCUUGUGCGAGCACAGCUAGCCAAAGAACUUGAGCUGGAAGACCCGAUGAUCACAUGGCAUGUCGCUCGCGACAACAUUGCAGAGGUUCUCAAUUUUCUGGCGCUAAUAGGCGGCACACUGGGCAAGAUUGCUUUAGAUAUCAUUGUCAUGUCGUCCAAUGAGCUAGACGAGGUGGCAGAGCCUUUCGUCCCUCAUCGCGGCGCCUCCUCAACCAUGCCACAGAAGCGGAAUCCCAUUUCCAGUGAGAUCAUUCUUGCAACUAGCAAGCUUCUUCGAGCCAAUGCAUCCUUGGGGUUAGAUGCUAUGGUUGUCGACUUUGAACGUGCGUCCGGGCCGUGGCAUUUGGAGUGGGUGGCAAUUCCGGAGUCCUUUACAUACGCAGUUGGCGCAUUGUAUCAAACAACUUUUGCUUUAUCAGGACUGUGUGUGAAAGAAGAAUCCAUGGAGAAAAACCUUCAUUCCACAAGGGGGCUGAUUGUCGGGGAGGCUGUGAUGAUGGGGUUGGCGCCGUUCGUUGGCCGACAACGAGCACACGACGUGGUCUAUGAGGCCUGCAAAUCAGCCAUUGAGCACGAUCGAGUCCUAUUAGAUGUGCUAAAGGAGAAUACAGAGGUAUCGGAGCAUUUCAAUGAAGCCAAGCUGACCCAGCUGUGUGAUCCAUUGAGUUAUCUCGGCUCUGGCCAGCUGAUGGUUGAUGACGUUUUGAAAAGAGUCGCCGAGGGGAAAGCGGGACUGAAGGCGAUGUAA
Aspergillus oryzae RIB40 is the source of this 1380-nucleotide messenger RNA. RefSeq names its product class-II fumarase/aspartase family protein. Gene Ontology annotation, molecular function: catalytic activity. The transcript has 3 exons. Bases 1 to 1380 code for a protein of 459 amino acids. Lineage: Eukaryota; Fungi; Ascomycota; Eurotiomycetes; Eurotiales; Aspergillaceae. The record is from RefSeq and is a predicted model, not a curated record.